GGGAGUUUGUCCAUUACCGUGAACAAGAGCGGAAGUUACGAGCGUUUCGUUUUGAAAUUGGCGAUCUUCUCGAGAUAUAGUAUUACGAAUGGGUCAGCAUCAUCAGUGAUUUGAACUGGAAAAUUCGGGUGAAGGUUGUUGCAUUAACCGAUUCAUUUUCGGAAUGUUGUAGUCAAAAAUGAAGUCUUCGCUAAUCUACAAAAAUGGGCAUUUCAUAAAUGUGGGAUGCUGUAGAUUACUUAAUCCUAGACAUGCUGCUAUUACGGCCGCAAUUUAUACAUUGAACAUCUCAAUCCUUGUUGUUCUUCUGUACAGCUGGAGAAUAAGCGUCAAUGUUAAAAAGUAUGUAACGUUAGAAGAUGUUUAUUAUGGUGUUCAAAUUGCUUAUUUGGCAAUAAUAGGAACACAACUCUUCAUGAUUCUUCUGAGCAUAUUAUUAUUAUACGGAAUAUACAGAGAAAAUAUAUCACUAAUAAUUCCGUGGGUAAUAGGCUUUAUCACCUUUAUGGCAUUGGAAGCAGUCUCUAUGGUAUAUUCCAACGUUCUCAGGGAUCAUGUAAAUAAGGAAUUCGACGCCCUCUGUAAAGCUGAAAUGGCGUUUUUUAUCUGCAGAAUAUUGAUUAAUAUAGCUGCCAUGACUGGAGUAAUGAGAUUUUGCAAUCUCUUGCGAACAGGUAUUUCGUGGAAAGGUCCAGAAGUAAUUGAACUAUGAUCGAGAAACUCGUUUGGACUGGAAGAAGAAGAGGACGAUGACAUUUACGAUUACGACAGCGAUUGUUCGUUGUUAGUUAGAGUGUCUUCUUCCGGUUCGGGGAUUAGCAGUAAUUCUGACUUUGUUUGACAUAUGACUCGAUGUCGGGGUAUUUAAGAAGUGAAUAUGAAUGCGGGCACGGUUUAUUCGUAUAUAUUAAUGAAUAAAUUCACCCAAUGGAGUACCUUUUUAAUGUACAGAAAUAGUAUAAGACAAAGAUGAUUUAUCUGAAUUUCGAUGUCCAAAUAAGAUACCUACCAUCCCAAUUCAGAUAUAGAAUUAUUGUUUAUUGAUUAUCAUGUGCCAAAUUUAUUGAGAAAGUGAUCUGUUGAUAUUUUUAUAGAAUGCGAAGUAUUGCGAUUUCUGUUUUGUAGUUUAUUCUUAUAACCAGAAUUAUUUUCAGAUCCCAAUCUACAUCGGAUGCAACUAAAUGUUAUUAUGAGUUACUAUGUGUGUUCUUGAAUAGAAUAAUAUUUAUAAUGUGGGGUAUAUAGUUUUUUAUUGAAGUUUAGACAUGUAUAAUCAUAAUAUGAAAAAAAUGAAAUGUGAAGUUACUUCUGUGUUGUUUAUUAAUUAUCAACUUUCCGUAACACAUAAAGAUGAUUUAUGUGGGAUUAUAACAACAAAAUUACAUAGAAAUGGUAAAUUUUCAUGGAUCUUGUCUUAGAAUAUAAAAUCGUUUUGUUAUUUGUCAAAAGUGUAUACGUGGUUUGGCUUUAACGAGUUAGUUUCUUCAGGACGCACGUUGCUUCUACUUUCACAGCUUCAAAAGCCUCAAAUCUUGUUAUUUUAAUGCAGAUUUGAUUCGUCUCACGUUAUCACCUUUUUUAAUGAGUUUGAUGAGUUUAAUCGCAUUCAAAGUGUCAUUAUAAUAUUUUUGCGAGCACACAGUUUUCGUAUGUAAGAAUUUUCAUGUUAAAUUAGCCAUUCUUUUCAAUCGGCUACUCUAGCUUCUCUGCAGCCACGGUAAACAUCGUAUUCGAGGCUUGAAGCUAAACAGCUGACGGUCGCUGACCUUUGGCGCAAGUGUACUUUUUCUGUAGCAGCAAAAGUCUCGUUAUUCAAUAGCCACACCUCGUAUAACUAACGGCGUUGAGUGCCUUUGCAUGCAAACAAAGCUGAAACACAAGAUAUUGAGUUGCUUUGUAUUCUUAAGCUAUACAAAUCAUGAGUUACGGCCCCUAGAUAUGAUUAAAUUGGUUGGAUAAGAUUUUUUUUUCGAUAAAUUGUUAUUGUUUUUAUUUUUAGCAAAUAAAAAAAUUCGUAAGAUGAAAA
Molecule: messenger RNA, 2026 nt
Organism: Diorhabda sublineata
Lineage: Eukaryota; Metazoa; Arthropoda; Insecta; Coleoptera; Chrysomelidae
Exons: 7
Coding region: 179-712 (177 amino acids)
Source: RefSeq, a predicted model, not a curated record